Molecule: messenger RNA, 1614 nt
Organism: Arxiozyma heterogenica
Lineage: Eukaryota; Fungi; Ascomycota; Saccharomycetes; Saccharomycetales; Saccharomycetaceae
Gene: RME1
Product: Rme1p
Exons: 1
Coding region: 1-1614 (537 amino acids)
Source: RefSeq, a predicted model, not a curated record
AUGAAUUUAAACGAAGAAAACCUCUAUAGUUCAUAUUUAAAUGAUCUUGUUUCGAAUAAGAAACCAGCUGAUAUAAUAUCGUUCGGUAACUUACCACGACUAUUAAGAUUCAAAACAAUGGUAGCUUUGCCAAGUAAUCAAAAUAAUGUGACUUCUACAAGGAUCGAAGGUCCGUACUUAAAAACAUAUGAAUCUAAUAAUGUGUUGCCAACCCCUUUGAGCUCUUUUGUAGAAAGUAUUUAUCCUCUAUCAGAACUCAACGAUGAGAUUAUUCAAGAUAUUAACCCAUAUCAAUUUCGGACACAUCAAGAUAUGCAAGAACAACGACAACCACCACAAUUACCUUUACGAACAUGCAAUUCAUAUAAUUUUGAAAAUCCAUACUCUCUGAAUUUAACAAUACCAAAAGUACCAGAACUUAAAACAAAUUUCGAGGAAGAAGCUAAUAAUCUUACACGUAGAAUAAUGACUGGUAAUUUAAAAACUGAUCAUUCUGAUGAAAACUAUUCAAAUAAACUUCUUAUCAAACAAAAAAUAACUUGUGUUGAAGACUUAAUUAGAAAGAAACGGUCAAAAAUCAUAAAGCCUAAACCUCCAAAAAGACCGUACAGAAAGAAAGCUCUUAGCAAUACUGAUAAAGCUGUCUUCACCAAUAAGAUACAACAUGGUAAAAACAAUCUUCAACUUUUAGAAGAAACCAAUAUUCAAAUGAUUAACCAACCCAGUACAAUAGCUAGCACAAAUAUUGAUGACAAUUCAAACUUGAAAUUGAGUAUAGACCCUACUAAUGACAUCAACAUUGAUGCGUUAUUUGAAGAUAAAUUUAUAGAAUCGACCAAAUUCCAAGACUCUAGUCCAACAACACUAGACACAUCGUUAGACACUUUAUUAGUUAGUAAUACUUCACUACCGAUGAAUCAAGAAGUUGAUCUACAUAUAUCAUCACUACCCACAACAUCUCCAGAGUUUUUUCCACUGAACAUCCCCCUUGAUACCACACCAAUAGAUAAAACUUUUGAUAUUACAACAAAUGACACUUUUACGUCAAAAAGUUGUGAUAUUCUUCUAACUCCUUCCUCUGCAGAUGACCAUGUCUCAUUAGUGGAACAACUUAAGAAUGAUCGUCCUUUAUUUGAAGCCAUCUCAAAGAAACAAAAAAGAGGUUUCUAUAAAUGUGCACAUUGUCCACAAACUUUUCCUAAUUUAAUGGAAUAUGCUGCACAUAUGGAUGAGUUUAAUAUUAAACGUGAAUUUAAAUGCCCGUUUGCAUUAUGUCCUUGGAAGAUUCUUGGUUUACCUAGAAGGUCUGACUUGAGAAGACACUGUGCCAUUCAACAUAAAGAUGAACUACAGAGUGACUUAAAAAGUUACUUAAAUCUAAAAGAUGAAGCAUAUCCAACGAUACUUUGUCCAAAUGAAUAUUGUGGCAAAGAAUUCUAUAGAAAAGAUGCAUUUAAUAGACAUGUAGCCAUUGUCCACGACAACAAUAAUUCUAGAUUUAACAGGAAAUUAGCUAUUCUUUUGCAACAAUGUCCAGAUGAUCUUACAAAGAGGGAACAAAUUAAAUAUAUAAAGGAAAAUAUGAACAAGAAAAUUGGUAAGACCAAAAAAUGA